This is a messenger RNA of Plasmodium gaboni, 1713 nucleotides long. Its product is annotated as putative S-adenosyl-L-methionine-dependent methyltransferase. Gene Ontology annotation, cellular component: nucleolus. Gene Ontology annotation, molecular function: methyltransferase activity. Lineage: Eukaryota; Apicomplexa; Aconoidasida; Haemosporida; Plasmodiidae. The record is from RefSeq and is a predicted model, not a curated record. Gene Ontology annotation, biological process: rRNA base methylation. The transcript has 2 exons. Bases 1 to 1713 code for a protein of 570 amino acids.
AUGUCAUUCAUAUAUAGAAAGGCCGCAUCUAUGUUAUCAAAGUGUUGCCAAGGGAGAGGUAUCAAAGAAAUUCUUUAUGAAAAAGAUGACCCGUCCAAAAAAAAGAUACAUUACCUGAUAUAUAAAACCCUAGAAGAUUUGAAUAUUCUAAAUGAUAUAUACAAUUUGUAUUUAAAGAAGAUAUGUAAAAAUAAAUACCUAGGGCUUAUACUCUUAAGCGUCUUAGUGCACAGAAAAAAAAUCGACGGAGGAGGAAUUAUAAAAAAAGAAAUUAAAAAGAAGGAAAAAGAUAUUUUAAAAUAUUACGAAGAAUAUAAAGGUUGUUUUAAUCAUGAUGAAAAAUUAAAUGAUGAAAUGAUAAAGAAAUAUUUUAUUAUAUAUGAUGAAAAAUAUGAAGAUGAUAAUAUCCAUAUAGAUAAUACAAAAUGCUUUGAGAAUAUACAAAAUAAAAUAGAUUUACAAAGAGAGUCAACAUUAUUUAAUAAUGAUAUUAAUAAGAAUAGAUUUGAAAAUAUUAUAAAUAGACUUAUAAAAGAAAAUAUACAUAUCGAAAUUGAUGAUGAUGUUGAAUACUUAUAUAAAAUUAACAACAAAGAUGUUUAUAAACUUAUAAAUAAUAUUAUAUAUAAAGAAAAUAAAAUAAGAAUAAUAGAUAAAACAUCAUGUCUAGUUGUGCAAGCAGCAAAUAUUAAAAAAGGUAUGAUCAUAGUUGAUGUUUGUUCUUCACCUGGAAGUAAAGCGAUUUUUUCUCUUUCUCUUUUAAAAAAAAAAGGAUAUUUGAUAUGCAUUGAAAAAGAUAAAAAAAGAUGCUAUACUUUAUUAAAUGAACUUUUAAAAAAUAAAGAAUAUGUGGGUUUAUAUAUGAAUGAAAAUUUUGAUGAUAAUCAAAAGAUAACACUUAAUAAAACAAAUUUUUUUCAUAAUGAAAAAGAAAAUAAAAAACAAAAUAAAGAUAAAAAUAAAAGUGAAUAUAAAAAUAUAAAUAUACAAAAAAAUGUAUAUUAUAUACAACACAUAAAUAAAGAAUUGUUUAUAAAAAUAUAUAACUGUGAUUUUUUUAAUUUGACAAGUCAAGAUUUUUCCACAUUUCAAAACAUAGAUGCUGUGUUUAUUGAUCCAUCAUGUUCUUCUAGUGGUAUGCCAGAUUUUAUAUACAAAAGUAAUAUGAUGAAUAUGUAUCUCCAUGAUAAUGAAGAUAAUCUCAAAAAAAAUAAAAAUAAAAAUAAAUAUAAUAGCAACGGUAACAAUAAUAGUAACAAUAAUAGUAAUAAUAAUAAUAAUAAAUAUAAAUUAUCAACAUCUUAUAAUAAUGACAACAUUACAUCUAAUAAUAACACAUUAGAUGAAAAUAAAACUUAUUCUAUUAACGAUGAUAUUUUAAAAGGUAACAUUCCAAGGGUACCUACUUGUUUUAUAAAUAAAGUUAAAAAAUUAUCAGAAUUUCAAAAAAAUAUAUUAUCACAUGCAAUAAAUAUUUUUAAAACAGCUAAAGUUUUUAUUUAUUCAACGUGUUCAUUUUUUGAAGAAGAAAACGAACAAGUCAUACAAUACGUUCUAGAAAGGUAUCCUAAUAUUAAAUUAUUAAAUGCUGGUAAAGAGAAAUUUCUUUUUAGAAAUGGUAAUUAUGUGUUCUCAAAUAAAUGUGUCCGAACCUUUCCAUUAAUACAUUCAUGUAGGGGCAUAUUUAUUUCGAAGAUGAGUCUAGGUCUCUAA